AUGAAACUAAACACCAAGAAAUAAACAAAAACAGAAUAAAAUGGUUCUUUACACCAUUGAAUAAUUCAACAGCAAAUAAUCUAAAGAUUUUCAUUAGCUCCACACCAAAAAACCAUCGAUCUGAAAAUUCUUUCUUGAUUUUAAUUUAUCUCUGUAGAAUUCUUAAAGAAGAGGUGAAAUUUUUCUACCCAAUCAAAGAAAUUGAAAAUUCCGUAAGUAGUACCAGAAGAAGAAAUCAAUGGGUCUCAUCCAACGUUGCUUCUUAUUCCUAGUAGUCUUUCAUGUUGUUUUUAAUGAGCCUCGUGGAGCUUAUGGUACCAGAUUUGGCGGUACCAUUUCUGCUCCAACACUGGCUCCAGAUACGGCUCCGGCUCCAGAUACGGCUCCCGCUCCAGAUAUGACUCCAGCUUCCGCUCCGGCUCCGGAAACACCAUUGACAGCGGGUGGAGUGUGUGAAACUAUGGUCACAAAAGCUGGUUACAAAUGCCAGGAAUUCAAAGUGACAACCAAGGAUGGUUAUAUUCUAUCCCUUCAGAGGGUCAACAGCGCUAAAGGUAAUCCAAAGACCAAAGAACCAGCCUUCUUGCAGCACGGGUUAUUUAUGGACGGAGCGUCAUGGUUUCUGGAUUCGCCGAAAGAAUCUCUAGGAUUCAUACUAGCUGAUAAUAAUUACGAUGUUUGGGUCGGUAAUACCAGAGGAACGAGAUACAGUCGUGGUCAUACUAGACUGAAUACACUUUUACCUCAAUACUGGGACUAUUCAUGGGAUGAUAUGGCACUAUCUGAUCUUCCAGCUUAUAUUAAUUUCGUGUACAAACAAACCAAGAAGAAGAUUAACUAUAUUGGACAUUCCCAGGGAACAAUUAUGGCACUCGCAUCAUUCUCUCUGGGGCCUAAAGCUCCUGACGAAAUUCUUACUAAGCUGAAAGCAGCUGCACUGCUCAGCCCCGUUGCUUAUUUGAGCCAUAUGCUCAACGAAAUGAGUCGGAUUGUUGCUAAAACCAUUGCGCAAGAGUUUCAAGGAGCCUAUGCCAUGGCCGAAGUCAAUAUGAAGGACGAACGUAUGUCGGCCUAUCUCGGGGCUAUUUGCAAAUCUAUACAGGGGUUGAAUUGUUUUGACUCGGUAUCGAGUUUUACAGGAAAAAAUUGCUGCCUCAAUGCCACGUCUUUUGAUAAAUUCAUUGCAAAUUCACCUCAAUCGACUUCAGCGAAGAACAGCAUGCAUUUAGCUCAAACGAGUAAUUCAGGAAAAUUUACGAAAUAUGAUUACGGACUCCUCAACAUGGUAAAGUAUGGACAACUAACGCCACCGCCAUAUCCCUUAACUAACAUUCCCAAGAACCUUCCAAUAUUCAUCAGUUACGGAGUCAAUGAUGCACUAGCCGACCCGCAGGACGUCGAACAUUUACUGAGUGAUAUGAAACAUCCUAAAAAUAAACUUGAAGUUCAAAAGAUUGCUAAUUAUGGUCAUCUUGAUUUCAUCAUCGCUACGAAUGCUAAUCGUAUCGUUUUCAAGCCUAUGAUCGCCUUUCUCAAGCGUCAAAAAUGAUUCAGCAAUUUGUCCGCUUGCUUGGUAUGUAAGUUCAUUCAUUGUUAUGUCAGUCACGGGCUAGAAAUUAUCCAGUUGGCUUUGCUUGGAGUCUGAUUUUCCGUUGUUGAGAUCAGAGAGUUCGAAUAAUUUUCCGGACCUGGGUGGGUGGUGCUGUAAGCAGCUCGAUCUUCUGCGGGUGUUGUAGGAAUAACAUAUGUUGUGUUGUUGAUUGUUGUUCCAUAUCUAAUUAUCAAUGAAAUCAACUUAUUUUUCCUUUUCUA
Messenger RNA from Papaver somniferum (opium poppy), 1812 nucleotides. Its product is annotated as triacylglycerol lipase 2-like. The record is from RefSeq and is a predicted model, not a curated record. Gene Ontology annotation, molecular function: hydrolase activity, acting on ester bonds. Gene Ontology annotation, biological process: lipid metabolic process. NCBI's taxonomy places the organism in Eukaryota, Viridiplantae, Streptophyta, Magnoliopsida, Ranunculales, Papaveraceae. The transcript has 9 exons. Bases 239 to 1549 code for a protein of 436 amino acids.